Adineta ricciae is the source of this 1911-nucleotide messenger RNA. The record is from the annotation of a GenBank genome assembly. Lineage: Eukaryota; Metazoa; Rotifera; Eurotatoria; Adinetida; Adinetidae.
AUGGAAGAUGUCAAUGUUCCAUUCGUCGAAGUUCAUUAUGUUACCAUCCAAAAGGUUGGCGAUAUACCAAUCGUGAAAGGGGAUUUUCAAGAACUCCCACCUCAAGUUCAAAAAUGGGUUGCUCAAAUGGUACAACUGUGUACUCCACGUGGUGUAUACAUUUGUGAUGGAUCUGACGAAGAAGCUGAAAUGGUUACACAAAAACUUGUUGAGCGUGGUACUUUAACCAAGUUGACCAAAUAUGAGAAUAAUUACAUUUGCUGGACUGACCCGCGGGAUGUUGCACGUGUAGAAUCAAAAACCUUCAUUGUUACCGAUGAUAAAUAUGCUUCUGUUCCACAUUCACGCGAAGGCACCAACUGUGUGCUUGGUUUAUGGAUGUCACCUGAAGAAAUGAAAGGACAACUCGAUGAUCGUCUUCCCGGAUGUAUGUCUGGACGCAUGAUGUAUAUUAUCCCAUUCAGCAUGGGACCCAUCGGCUCGCCAUUGAGCAAAAUCGGUGUACAAGUAACCGAUUCAAAUUAUGUCUUACUUUCUAUGAGAGUUAUGACACGAGUUUCUUCGGAAAUUUGGAAACAUUUGAAACAUGGUGAAGAAUUUGUUAAAUGUCUUCAUUCCAUGGGUUGCCCUCGUCCAGUCGAGCGGCUAGUCAUUAAACAUUGGCCCUGCAAUCCAGAAAAAACGCUCAUUGUCCAUUUUCCCGAUAUUCGAAAAGUAAUCAGUUAUGGUUCAGGCUAUGGUGGCAAUAGUUUACUUGGUAAAAAAUGCUUUGCCUUACGUAUUGCUGGCCGUAUUGCUUAUGAUGAAGGAUGGUUGGCUGAACAUAUGUUAAUCAUGUCCAUCACUAAUCCAAAAGGCGAAGAGAAAUUCGUUGCUGCAGCAUUUCCAUCAGCUUGCGGAAAAACUAAUCUAGCAAUGUUAACACCAGCUAUUCCCGGUUACACUGUUCGUGUUGUCGGUGAUGAUAUUGCAUGGAUGAGAUUUGAUAAACAAACAGGAGAAUUGCGCGCGAUCAAUCCUGAAGCUGGUUUCUUUGGUGUUGCACCUGGUACAAAUAUGAAAACCAAUCCGAAUGCAAUUCUAACAUGUUUGAAAAAUUCCAUAUUUACCAACGUUGGCGAAACAGCCGACGGUGGAUUUUACUGGGAGGGUCUCGAAGAUGAAACACCAGCAGGCACUGAAAUCACCUCGUGGACUGGCGAGAAAUAUAUUUUAGGAGAAGAUAAAACAAAGAAAUCGAGUCAUCCAAAUGCAAGAUUCUGUUGUCCGGCACGACAAUGUCCUAUUAUACACGAUAAAUGGGAAGAUCCAGCUGGUGUCCCCAUAUCUGCAAUUAUUUUCGGUGGACGACGACCUGAAGGUGUUCCGCUCGUUAUUGAAUCAUUUGAUUGGAAGCAUGGUGUAUUUCUUGCUUCACAAUUGAAAUCUGAAACAACAGCAGCCGCUGAACAUACUGGAAAACAGGUCAUGCACGAUCCUUUUGCCAUGAGACCAUUUGUCGGUUAUAACUUCGGCCAUUACAUUCAACAUUGGUUAGACUUUGAAAAAGAUCCAAACAAUAAAUUACCAAAGAUAUUUCAUGUCAACUGGUUCCGUUUGGAUGAAAACAAGAAAUUUCUCUGGCCAGGUUUCGGUGACAAUAUCCGUGUACUUGACUGGAUCAUUCGUCGAACAAAUGGUGAAGACAUCGCCGAAGCAUCACCCGUUGGAUUGCUACCAAAGAAAGAUUCAAUUAAUCUUCAAGGUUUAGUUAUCGAUUGGGAUAAAUUGAUGAGUAUACCGAAAGAUUAUUGGGUUAAUGAUAUUCAAGAAACAUUAAAAUGGCUCGAUGACCAACUAGGAGAUGAUUUACCAAAGGAUAUUCGCGACCAGAUCGAGAAGCAAAAAGAACGUCUAUCACAAUUGAAAUGA